Molecule: messenger RNA, 5294 nt
Organism: Centruroides sculpturatus (bark scorpion)
Lineage: Eukaryota; Metazoa; Arthropoda; Arachnida; Scorpiones; Buthidae
Product: cytosolic phospholipase A2-like
Exons: 20
Coding region: 1123-3243 (706 amino acids)
Biological process (GO): glycerophospholipid catabolic process
Cellular component (GO): cytosol
Molecular function (GO): calcium-dependent phospholipid binding; calcium ion binding
Source: RefSeq, a predicted model, not a curated record
UGAUGAAUAUAUCAUGAAUUCGGCCAAGUCCACAAUGGGGGGUGGCUGGGUAUUGACGAACAGGAUUCAACAUAUUUGGGACGGUACAAAAAGUUCUUAGCUUUUUCGACGUUAUAGAUUCGAUCUCGGGUCUUCCAGAGCCGGUGCCGGAUUAAAUGCAAGAUGAACAGUUCGUUAGUUUUAGCAAUAUUUAAACGUAAAUUUGUGGAACUAUUUUUUCGUUUAUUUCGCAUCUAAUUUACAUAACGCUCGACGUACAGUACAUUCUAUCUGUUUGGCUGUGGGCGUGAGUAGUCGAACAGCUGUUGACUGGGCGAAUUUCAUACUACACAUUAUGAUGGUUUCGUAGACUAAUUAGCCAGAAUGAAAAUUUGCGGACCCGGAAAAGUUGUCGAAAUCGAUGAGACUGAUGUGAGCAAAAGGAUAAAACCAGGAGAAAGUUUCCACCUGUUCGUUCAGCAUACGAGUAAGUUUUCUAGGAGUGUUUCAAUUUGGAGAGAGCCAGGAGUUAUACCUUUAGCCCGAAAACAAGUACCAAUAAAUCCGAAAAUCGUAAGAGGAAGAAUGUAGACGUGUGUGUUGAUAAUGCGGAAAAAGUUUCUACCGUGGAAAAGAUGAAUUUACAAAAGAAUCAUCCGAACCACGUUAUUUACCGAAGAAAUUGGAGAUAAGGAAUUAGAAAUAUGUCAACGCAUUAUUCACCAAGGGAACAUGUUUCUGGAUAUACAAUAAUCAAAAUUUAAAUUCGUCCAAUAAGAACUUUUCAAGAGAAUGACGUCAACGUUCCUUUACCUAAUGUGGAAAGGGAAGGGAGUGGCCGAAAAGCCUGUGUUAAAAGUAUUGUUUUAUUUGAAUUUAAAUUAAAGUUCCGCACUUAAACAACAAAACUGCAUCAUUUCAACUCGAUCGGAUAAAAUAUUCUAUAAUGACUGAUGAAAUUUAUGGUCCAGUUUGGAGAAUUGGCAUUUAAAAAUGGAAGAUGUAUAUAUAAGAUAUUUUUCCUAACAACCGUAUCGCUGUGAUCCAUUCCAGAUAUUUACGGUUUAUCCAGAACCAUUUCAAGUUUUAACUGUUACUGUACUUGAGGGAAAGAAUGUCACAAAGGGACGAUUUGGAGACUUAAUGGAUACGCCCGAUCCUUAUAUUAUAUUGCGUGUUCCGGGUACACCCAAUGGAAAGAAGAGAACGGAGAUGUUUAGUAAUACCAUAAAUCCAGUAUGGAAUGAAACUUUUAAUUUCAUUCUUGAUCCAGGCAGAGAAAAUAUUUUAGAAGUAAUUUUAAUGGAUUCAAAUUAUACUGUCGAUGAAAAACUUGGUGUACAAACAAUUAAUAUCAAAGAAUUAGAGAUUAAUAAUGAAGAAACUUUUACUCUUACAUAUAUUGAGCCAACAGAGAUAACAAUUAAAGUAUUGCUGGUAAUUGAUCAGAAACCAGAUUUGAGAUUUAGUUUAACAUUACCUGAAAAAGAAAAGUCUUUUAUGAGGAAGAGGAAAAAAUUUGUAAUGGAAAAAUUAAAAAUAUUGUUAAAAGAGAGAGGACCACAAAAUGAAAAAGAGGUACCAACAAUUGGUCUUUUAGGAUCUGGAGGUGGAUUUCGUGCAAUGACAGCAUUAAGUGGGGUAUUCAAGGCAUUAUCAGAUACAGGAAUUUUAGAUUGUAUAACUUAUGUAGCUGGACUUUCAGGCUCAGCUUGGUACAUAUCAACUCUUUAUUCACAUCCUGAUUUUCCUGAAAAAUCACCUGGUGAUCUGCAAGAAGAAUUAAAAAGCAGCAUCAGUCAAAGUCCAUUUUGGUUGCUUGGUCCUAGAAGUCUCUAUCGUUAUAUCACUAAUAUUUUGGCCAAACGUCGAAGGGGUCAACCUAUUAGCUUCACAGACUUUUUUGGUCAUUUAUUAGGAGAUACAUUAUUAAAAGAAAGAACUGACUGUUGUUUGUCACACCAACAAACAAAAAUUGAAGACGGACAAUUACCAAUGCCUUUUUAUACUUGCCUUCAUGUUAAAAGCAAUGUAUCAGCUAGAGUUUUUCAAGAAUGGCUCGAAUUUUCACCCUAUGAAAUUGGCAUUGCAAAAUAUGGAACUUUUAUGAAGACGGAACAUUUUGGUUGCAAGUUCUACAAAGGGAGAAUAGUGAAGAAGUAUGAAGAAUGUCCUUUACAUUAUUUGCAAGGUGUUUGGGGAAGUGCCUUUUGUAUCCUUUUCAAAAGAUUAAUUCAAGAUAAAACAAGAUUAUCAUUACUAUUAGGAAACAAUUCAAGUGAAGAAAAGGAUGAAUACCCGGAACCAGGAAUGGAAGAGGAACAAUUAAGAUGUACAGCUGAAAAUAUGUGUUUUGAAGAAAGUGAAGACGAGAACGAUACUGGAAACAGUUCUGAUAGCGAUUGUGAAAUUGAUAAAGAAAAUGAAACUUCACUAAUCAACCAGGUACAAAAAUCGUUCUGGCAGCAAUUUAUUGAUAAUAUAUGUACCAGUUCCGUGUUAGACACCAGAAAAGGAAGAGCUGGAUUAAUUUUAAAUCCAUUAAGAGGCCUGUCUUUAGUGAAUUGUUUUCCAUUUUCUCCAUUCUCUCCAACAUCUCCAAGUGAUGACGAACUAUUCAAAGGUUUAAAAGAACUCAUUCCUACGACGACAAAAACAUUAUAUCUCGUGGAUGGCGGCUUAACGUUUAAUUUCCCUUUUCCUCUCUUACAACGACCGCAGCGAGGUGUCACAUUUUAUUUGGCGUUUGAUUUCAGCAGUAGAGAAGACGAAAAUAUUCCAUCUUUUAAAGAAUUACUGUUGUCGGAAUGUUGGGCAAACGCCAACAACUGUCCAUUUCCUCCAAUUUCGGAGCUUAUUGUGGAGUACAAAAAUCAACCGUUGCAAGAAUGCUACAUAUUUAAACAUCCCACUGAUACAAACUGUCCUACUAUUUUAUAUUUUCCAUUAGUUAAUUCAAGUUUUAGAGAAUUUAAAGAACCCGGAAUUUUGAGAGAGACGGAAGAAGAAAAGGAAUUUGCCGACUUCCAGAUAUUUGGCGAUUCGAAGGAAUCGUUUUCCAUUUACAAUUUCAAAUAUACUUAUCGUCAGUUCGAAAGAAUCUCAAAAUUAAUGGAGUAUAAUGUCUUAAACAACAAAGAAGUGAUAAUUAAUAGCAUAGCAGAAGAAGUUUGCCGCUGUAGAUCCCAAGGAGGAAAACUUGCAUUUUCGUUCCCUUUGAAGAAAUGUUCUUCGGAAAUGCCUCUAAAUAACGUUAAAGUUUGAUAUCGCAUUUGGGAACAAUCUCUCCCUUUCUAAGAAUUUACUUUGAUAAUUAAUUUUUACUUUAAUACUAAAUCACUUUUGACAAACAAUGAAACUAGUCAUUGUAUACAGUAUUAGAUUAUACAGUAUAUAUUUUUUAUGAUAAUAUCAGAUAUGGAUUUUCUAUUUUAAAUAAAUAUUAAGACAAUAAUAUUUAGUAAAGAUAUAUUCCGGUGAUAAUUUUUAUAUUUGUUUUAUAUUUAAAUAACUUAAGAUUUUAUUUAUUUUAUGAAGAUUAUUCACUGAUAUUAUCAUACGUAUAAUGAUUUUGUAUAUUCGUUUCGAUUUAUCGUCCUAUUCGGUAUGAUUCAAAAACAUCAGUAUUUAUGAUUAUGAAGUACAGUAGAUGCUCUAUUAUUCAGAAAGUUAAUUAAAAAUUUAUUCUAGAUAACUGUAAAUAACAGCUAAUCCAUAUUAAACAAAUGAAAGUAUUGAAUUUUAGAAUAUUAUCAUAAAAUUGACUUGUGGUAUUGUAAGAUUAUGCAAUUCUGUACAAGUAUCAUCCAGUAAAAAAUAUUUCUCUGUAUGCAAUCUAAUGCCAUUUGAAUUUUGGGACAUAUACAUCCCUUUUUAAACAUUCAAUUAAUCUGAUUCUGGAUGAUAGAGAGCCUAUUGUAUAUAAAUAUUACUAUAUUUUAUUCAAUUUUAGAUUUAGAGGUAGAAUUUAUUAAUUUUUAACAUAUUCAGACUAUAUAUAUUCUAUCCUUAAAAGUACAAUAUACUACAGUGAAAUCUGAUCAGUGUGUAUAAUGUUUGAAUAAGGUUAUCGACAAAGUUCUCUGUCACUCUUGUUAGUUAAUUAAUUAAUAAAUAAAAAUUAAAUUAUAGUUUUGCUAACUAUAGUCCGUGCAGUGAACGAGUAGACACGAAAGGAGACAUGUAAUUAAUAUUAGAACUAAGAGUAAGUAAUAAAAGAAUAUUAUGAUAAGAUUGAAUAAAAAUGAAACAGCUGAAAGAGAUUGGAUCCAUGUGUUAACCUUCCCUUUCAUCUGACAUAUAGUUUGUGCAGUGAAAGAGUAGACAUAACAAGAGUGACAAAGGUUGAAACUGUGACAAGGAGAAUGUCAUACACACCAACAUGCUUAAUUUAUAAAAUAAUUAUACUUUUUGAACUGUUAAAUGUUUCAUUUCAUAAAUUAUAUAAUAUUUUAUACAUUAACUUAGAUUUAAGAAAAGGAAAGAUUAUAGAUUUUAAUAUAAAAAAUUCAAUAUAUAGUUAACGUAAAGAAAAUUAUAGAAAAUCUAAAUAAAUGAUACUUGACUCUUUCUAUUGUCUUUUUUCCAUAAGUAACAUUUACAGAUAUUCUUGUAGCAGAUUAUCUUCUUGGAUCAGGAGAUUUUUUCCUGUUUUUAAAGGUUAUUCCAUCUCUCUUCUUUCUUUUGAUUUAUAAUUGAGUAAAUUAUCUCCAUGUAAAUCCUUCUUCCUUCAUUCCUUAUGCACACACCAUUCAACUGCAGUGAAUUAAAUAUUUGUGGCAGAGUGAUUCCAUUAAUAAAUCACAUAUGUAAGUUUUGCAAUUAGGCAUUUGUGCUCAAAAUGUAAUUAUGCAUCUGUGUAGAGCAUGAUAUUAAUGCAAGUUUUUACUGUGAUAAAAUGAACUUCUUUGAUGUUGUAUACAUUUUUCUAAAAGUUUUUUAUACUUAAAAUGUAACAUGCAUUGCUAUAAAAAAUGUUUAUAUAGCAAAUAGAUAUUUUUCCAAAAUAUUUAUAUAGUGGAAAAAUUUAUAUUUAAGCGUUGGCUUCUUUACAUGUACUGUCGAUUCACAAAACAUUUUCCAUCCAUGAUGUGGUAAAUCCAGAAAUGAUAUGGUAAAUUUGGUUUUGUUCGUUAAUUACUGGAAAAACUGGAUGUUCUACUAUAAUUAACUCAAUAACAAAAAGCAGAUUUAAUACUAUUUAAAUAGUAUGUAUUUUUAAAGUUGUUUUUCUGUUCUAUCAAAAGAACUUGGUGAUCUUUGAACUAAUGUUUUCGAUCUUAUUUAGUUAAAUUUAUCUUAUUACUUUAUUAUUU